Paramecium octaurelia is the source of this 1744-nucleotide messenger RNA. The record is from the annotation of a GenBank genome assembly. Lineage: Eukaryota; Ciliophora; Oligohymenophorea; Peniculida; Parameciidae.
GAUGGCUAUGGCAAACAAUUUGAUGUAUUCAUCUUUCUCAUUUCUUUAGGGUGAAGCCUUUGAUUGGUACUUGGGUAUCGGCGAUGGUGCAUUUACUACAACUCCAGAACCAAGAGAGUGGCCAGUUGAUCCUGCACCUCCUCCUGAUAGAAUCUUGUCAGCUCUACUUGCCAACCAAGGAUUUAACUCAGGCAGAAUCAUCAAGGGUGGUGGAACAUUCUUAUAAGUCGAAGGAUCUGUCAAUUUAAUCUAAGAAAAUGAAGAAUGAUAUAAACAAUCAUAAAUUAUUAUUAUUAUUNUGUUCAAAAUGAUGCUGAUGCUUUGAUAUAUGCUAAAGAUGACCAACCAGCAUUGGAUGUUGAAUUCACAUAAGCUAAUUUCCCAGGAUCUGACAUUGAAGCCAUUUAUGAAUAUGGUAUUGGUUUAUGGACUAGAUGGUUGAUGAACUAUCCAUUCAUUUUGUUAGAAAAAGCUGAAUCUCACUCCAUAUUUAGAUUCACAACAAAUGCUUAAUAUGAAGAUGCUAAUAAGAAUGGAGACAGAACAGUAUCAGCAUUUGUAGGAAGAGGAGAAUAUAAGUUCAGUACUUAUGAUGCAGUUCUUGAUAAGAAUGAUAUCACAACAGGAACUAAGUUUGAUAAGGAAUUAGAAGGAUAUUGGAAUUUCGUCUAUUUCUGCUACAAGAGAAUUCCAACUGGACCAAAGGGUAUUGGAUAUGUGUAUCUUACUCAUUAAAAUGUUGUUAAGAGAGUCGAAAUUGAUAGUGCCAAACAUUGGUUGUUGAGAGAUUAUGCCAGACUCGUUAUUGGAAAGAAAGAAUUUGGACAUUCAGCCUUCUAAGGUAAAUUGUUUGAUCCAAGAGCAUUUUUGGGCAAGAACAGUUACAUUGAUUCAAGCGAAGAUUUACUCAAUGUUAUUGUACCUAAAUUCAGACCUUAUCCACCAUACAAAGAUAAAUAAGAUAACGAACCAGUCUAAGUAGAGAAAGCUAAGAUGACUUAAAGAGUGUUCAAAUCAUAUGAAGAGAAGUACAGUGGUGUCUUUGAAUACAGUGUUUAUGGAUUUGCUAAGGGUAAUAAAUUAAAGAAUGUCACUGAUUGGACUUCACUUGUCAGAGUCACAUAAAAUACUCCAGAUAUCUAAGCUGAUAAUGACAAUGCUGGAGAUAGAACUCUUUCCAUCUUCAUUGAUAAAGGUGUCUGGUAUUUCAGUACUUAUGAUUAUGGAGAUAUUGAAACUGCAGAUGAUGAUGUUGGUUCAAGUAAUUAUUUAUAUUUAUAUCUUUAGUCGACAAGAAAUUUGAAAUUGGUAAAUAUUGGGGUAAAUGGACAUACUUCUACUUUGGAUAUUCCUUCCAUCUUAAAUAAGCUUAUGCAUACAUUCGUUAAAUCGAUCAAACAGCCAACUCAUACUUGUUCGAGGAGAUCUAUCACUUUGUACCAAAUUAUUUGAGCGUGUUCUUCUCUGAGGAUGGCUAUGGCAAACAAUUUGAUGUAUUUAACUUUCUCAUUUCUUUAGGGUGAAGCCUUUGAUUGGUAUUUGGGUAUCGGUGAUGGUGCAUUUACUACAACUCCAGAACCAAGAGAGUGGCCAGUUGAUCCAGCACCUCCUCCUGAUAGAAUCUUGUCAGCUCUACUCGCCAACCAAGGAUUUAACUCAGGUAGAAUCAUCAAGGGUGGUGGAACAUUCUUAUAAGUCGAAGGAUCUGUCAAUUUAAUCUAAGAAAAUGAAGAAUGAUAUAAAC